Pseudo-nitzschia multistriata is the source of this 4302-nucleotide messenger RNA. The record is from the annotation of a GenBank genome assembly. NCBI's taxonomy places the organism in Eukaryota, Bacillariophyta, Bacillariophyceae, Bacillariales, Bacillariaceae.
GAACCAAGCAGAUUGCGUUAGUUUACCAGCUUCUUGUCGAGUUUAAGGGAAGUAAGUUCAAGGAUAAGAGUGGAGAAGCGUAUCUCAAAACCUUGCUUUUCAUAACGGAUCCGACAGCUGUCGAAUUGCUCAGGAUGAGCGAUCAUAUUCGCCAUCGCAACGUCGAUGUCGAUCCCGAUCCCAAGGAGCAACCGUCGGGUAUGGAUAAUAGCACUAGUCAACUUAGAAUUCCCAAGGCCCCAUAUCCACCUAUGAACAUGCAGUCGUCGGUACCUUCCAAGUCGUCUCUUUCUCCCUCUCCCCACUACUCCACGACGUAUGCGCGAGCGAGUUCCUCGACCUCGCUUCUCGGAGAACGCGUGACCACAACGACGACGGCACCCGAGUCGGGGCUAUUGGGAGAUUCAGCUUCGAACACAUUUUUGGGUGGCACGACGAACGCUGCGAGCGUCGACGAUGGCAAUGGUGGCUUCUCGUCGGGGUCAAAACACUACAACAAGAACAACAACGCCGGGGUGAACAACAGCAGCAACAAUGGCAAUAAUUCCUCGGCCGCGGCAGCCAAUCCAUCUCAAUUGAUGUUUUAUCCUGGUCAACACGAUAUCGUCGCGUCCAUCAAUUGCAUCUCUUCGUUAUCGAAGAAUAAUGACGAACCCGGAAUGCAUGGGCACGACAACAGGAACAACAAUCCCCGCGGAAAAAAUGCUCGUUCGUCGAUCUCGAACACAAUUGGCCCACGACUUUUGGAGCUAAGAUGCUUGGAAUUAGCGACUCAUCAAGAGGAGGACGACAACGACGAGAACAAAAAUAUCCGCAAAGAUUCCAAGGAGACUCUCGAUUCCAGAUCCAGUUUUUUUACAACUCGAACCGUCGCAGUAUCUCGCGGUAAGCCCAAUCUCGGGACUACAUCGGUUGGAUCAACAUGCAUGGAUUUGCCUUCACUGGGAGUUGUAAAGAACUACGAUAGCAAUGGUGCUACAUUUAUGGCUGUCACGGGACUCAGCACCGGUGCGCUUUGCCUGCACAAAUUUCACGAAAUCGAACCCGCUGCUCUUCUCGACGGUUCCAACAACCUCAACCCCGACGCGAUGGAUAUCAAACCAAGCGUCGGCAGCAACAGCGAAGAAGACAUGGUUUACGCGUCCUCGAUUGAUUACUUUCACCCCCGACACCAUCGAAAGGCCACGUCCGUGGCGUGGCGACCCACAAUACACACCAACCAUGUCGCCAUCGGAACCGCGGGUUCGAGCGCCAUUGCGCAGAACAAACCCAUCCCCGGUCAGCUCCAUCGGCCGACCGGGCCCAUCAGCAUGCGUUCCCGAGCCAGCGACCGAGAGUAUUGUUGCUUUAUAUGGGACAUUCUUGAUAGCAAGAAGACCAUGCCGCUUUCGAAGUUCGCCCACAACAGCCCGGUUGCAUCCCUUGCAUGGAUGAUGGACGGGCAAACGCUAGCCGUUGGGGGGCAGCAACGGACCAUUCAGUUGUACGAUUUGCGCCUAUCGACAACUAACAACAGCAAGCUGCCCCCUUUGUCUGCAUACGCGCACGAAUCGGGGGUUCACGGCAUCGAAGUUCAUCCCCAGCGUCCACAUUUGAUGGCGACGUUUUGUCGAUCGGUUGGGGAACCCGUCAAGCUAUUUGACAUUCGUCGAAUGGAUUCGGCGGUUGGCGAAAUCAAGCUUACGAGCAGUGGUGGUCAAAACACUAGUAGCAGCACUGCGUCUAUGCCAACGUCUAUAUCUUCCCAACGGAUGCAACAAGCCAAGGCAGAGGCUAUUCAAUGGAAUGUGCUUGAACCCGGUAUGCUCUCCAUCGCAACAGGCGAAUCGGUACAAGAGUACGAUACAAAUUCGGGUUCCCGCCCUAGUUUGGUACGAGUGAACCGCGUCAGAAAAGGAGGGAAAACAAUCAAAGCCAUCGCUUUGUAUCGCGGCAAGGAAGAAACAGCUUCCGACGGCCAUGUUGCUUCCGUAGACAGUACCGUCGGUAGAAAAACGAAUGUAGGGGACUCCGAUAGAUUAUUGUCCAGGCUUUACCCUCGACGCAUGGUAGCCGUUUUGGAAGAUCAAACCAUCGAGGAUAUGGCAAGAGAUGCAAAUGCUCCCCUUGCUAUUUCUCCUCGGGAUGGUCGCCUCUUUCAUGCUUUGGGCCCGCAUUUGUUUAUGAGAUCUCCGAGCGAAGGGCCAUCUGCUAUGGAAAGAAUAAUCGAAAGAGCCGAAAUGAAGAAAGUUUACGAAGAGGAAGACAUUUCUGCAACCAUGAUGAGACGUGCUAGGUGUGUUCAAGCAAAUCCAUAUUCAAUGAAUCCAGAAAGAAAUAUUAAGCUGAUGUCACGUGAAACACUUAAUGAAGAAGCUGUUGACCAUGAAGAAGCGUCCGAGCCAUCAGGGCCAGCGUUACCAAAGUACAGAAAUCGCGCAUUGCUCAGAUUAUGGGGUUGGAUUGAGCGAGUGGAGUCACUUUCAUUUCAGGAAGUAGACGAUGCGGAAUCGGAGUUGCGACUUACAAAGGAAAUAUCCAAUGCAGGAGUCUUACAGCUUUUAACUUCUCAAGAAAGCAAUGCGAAUGAAAGGGUGGGAGACGAACAAACGGUGUUUUCAGAACUCUUGUCGUGUAACAUUUAUGACAGUGCUGCGAGACGCGCAGCUUUAUCGUCGUGUGGCUGGGCUGGAAAGUUUGAUCUAAACAUUGUCAUGGCAGAAUGUGAGGCACUGGGUGAAUACGAAAGAUCUGCCGCUCUGGCUGUAUGGCACGAAGAUGUAGGGGCUGCUGUCGAUGCAUUACAGCGUGCGACCGAAGCAGUGCAUCAACAGGCACAGGGUGGCGAGACUUCUUUUUCGUUUCCAGUCAGUACCCAAUACGCGGAGACCCUGGGCUUGAUAUCCAUGUGCAUUGCGGGAUUCGGGGGGAAAACAGAAUCUCAGCGAAGUGUCUGGAGGAGAGCAUGCGCGAAUUUGCUACAAAGGGAUGACCUAUCGUCGACUAGAUCCAAGCAUAGUACAAGGGUAGCGUAUCUUCGGGCUCUUUGCGAAUUUUUACUGAACGCAGGAACAAUUGAAAGUCUACUUCGAGUACUGGAAAAUACCCAUUUAAGUUUGUGCGAUCGCGUAGCAUUUGCUUGCCGCUUUCUAGAGAAGAGAGAGUUGACGGCGUAUUUGCUUAGAUGUGUCGAAAUUUGCCAAGAACUAGGUGAUGUGGAAGGAUUGUCUAUCACAGGGCUUUCGAAACCUGGGAUCAAGAUUUUGCAGUCCUUUGUCGACCGAUACACUGAUGUCCAGACAGCAGCUCUAGUUGUCAGCCGUGUGAUACUACCAAUGGACUGGGCAACUGAACGAAAGAUUUGUUUUGAAUGGGUCGAAUCAUAUAGGAAUUUGCUGAAUUUGUGGCAGAUGUGGCAGAGUCGAGCCAUGUUCGAUGUUGAUAGAGCCGAUGUUUUGCGUCGCUUUAAGGCUCGCAAUGGAGGAGCAAGCUAUCAGAGACGCAUGCCGAACCCACGAGUACGACAAAGUCCAAGACCUCCAGAUCCUGAUAUACUGCCACGCAUUCCUGCACAACUGGAAGCCAGAUGCAAUUACUGUUCGUCACCACUUUCCCUCAAGAGGCAAGAAGGUACCACAAAUCAAUGGCUAUCGAAGAUGCAACCUUUGCUCAAUUGUUGUCCCCAGUGCCGAAAGCCCCUCCCGCGAUGUUCGAUUUGCUUGCUUUCAAUGGGAAGUCUCAACCCUUAUAUGGAAUUAACCAGAGCACGCCAAGGGCCUCGUGGUGCAGGGAAAAGUCUACCGUCAUCAGAUGAUUUGUCUUCUCUCUCGUCCAUGAAUUUUUCAGAAUGGUACACAUGGUGCAUGAAGUGAGUAUUGAUACUUAUUUUCCUGGAGGAGCGUGAGCUGAAAAAUUAGGAAUUUUCCCUCAUAAUGGUACACUAAUGCUUUCGCCCCUUCUUCACUAAAACAGGUGUCGUCACGGAGGACACGCCCAUCAUAUCAUCGGUUGGUUUUCAGGUCAAAAACAAUGCCCCGUUAGUGGUUGUGAUUGCGAAUGUGAAUUCGAUGGCGCAAUCAAAAUUUCCCGCCCAGCCAUAUGCAUGGUUGCUGACACCUGAAAGAUUCAAAUACGAUGAGUUCCUCUAUUCCAAUAUUGAUUUUAUCAGCAUAGGUGGCAUAUGAAUGCAAUUGCUUCGUGUUCUUAAUACGAGAAGCAUCGCAAACGCUACAAAGAACAUAUUGUAUGAUUUAGUGAUAAAAAAUUGGGCUUCGAAUUACUCUUCUUUUCACUACAAAAUUACACUAAAUGUAUGAAAUCUUA